CCAGUCAGGAGCCGAGGUGAAUCUGAAGGCAAAAAGCAAUAUGAGCUAAGGUAUAAGAGUAGGCACACCUGCGCUUGGAAUAUUCUUCACAGGCAACUACCACAACAUUCAUUUCACUCCAAUAGUCCACCAGCCUCUCUCACCAUGAAGUUCUCUAUCGUCACUCUGCUUUCCGUCAGUGCUCUGGUUGCGGCCGCACCCGUCGCAGACCCAGAGCCUAGCUUGGACACACGCCAGGCUACUGAGAGCAUCCACGAUGCCAUGGUAGCCAAGGGAAAGAAGUACUUUGGUACUUGCGCCGACCAAGGGCGUCUCAGCCAAGGCAAGAACCAGGCCAUCAUCAAGGCCAACUUCGGACAAGUCACACCCGAGAACUCUAUGAAAUGGGAUUCCACAGAGAGCUCCAAGGGCAACUUCAACUUCGCUGGUGGAGACCAGCUCGUCAACUUUGCCACCACCAACAACAAGCUUGUGCGCGGACACACUACUGUUUGGCACUCACAGCUUCCUGGAUGGGUGUCACAGAUUCGUGACAAGAACACUCUCACCGAUGUCAUGAAGAACCACAUCAACAAGCUUAUGGGCCAAUGGAAGGGCAAGAUCUACGCCUGGGAUGUCAUCAACGAGAUGUUUGAGGAGAAUGGCAACUUCAGGGCCAGUGUCUUCUACAAUGUUUUGGGAGAAGACUUUGUGAGAAUUGCUUUUGAGACUGCCCGUGCUGCGGACCCGGCGGCCAAGUUGUACAUCAACGACUACAACCUCGACCAAGCCAACUACGCCAAAACCCAAGGUAUGGUCCGCAACGUCAAGAAGUGGAUCGCUGCCGGCAUUCCCAUCGAUGGCAUUGGUUCCCAGGGUCACUUGACAUCUGGCCAGGGUGCCAACGCUCCCGCCGCCAUGGCCGCGCUCUGCGGCGCUGCCCCCGAGUGUGCGCUCACCGAAGUUGACAUCCAGAACGCCCAGUCUGCUGACUGGACCAACGUCGUCAAGGCUUGCAUGGGCCAGAAGAACUGCGUCGGUAUCACUGUGUGGGGUGUUAAGGACAACGACUCUUGGAGGCCCCAAGGAAACCCUCUGUUGUUCGAUUCCAACUCCAACCCCAAGGCGGCCUACACUACUGUGCUCCAGGCUAUCAACUCGUCUUAA
Messenger RNA from Periconia digitata, 1146 nucleotides. Lineage: Eukaryota; Fungi; Ascomycota; Dothideomycetes; Pleosporales; Periconiaceae. The record is from the annotation of a GenBank genome assembly.